Molecule: messenger RNA, 3368 nt
Organism: Trematomus bernacchii (emerald rockcod)
Lineage: Eukaryota; Metazoa; Chordata; Actinopteri; Perciformes; Nototheniidae
Gene: dlg2
Product: discs, large homolog 2 (Drosophila)
Exons: 23
Coding region: 51-2606 (851 amino acids)
Biological process (GO): chemical synaptic transmission
Cellular component (GO): neuromuscular junction; neuron projection; postsynaptic density membrane
Molecular function (GO): kinase binding
Source: RefSeq, a predicted model, not a curated record
GGCCACCUGCAGUACAGGGUUCCCCCCAGAACGGCCAACCCCCACCCUGCAUGAACCCUGCCUUGAUGAACGCUCCUUGGCAGUACCACUACCAGGAAGACGACUCGCCCCCUCUCGACCAGGGAUUUCCGCGGCUCACCAACGAGGUGCGCGCCCCUGAGCUGGUGCACGUGUCGGAGAAGAACCUGUCUGAGAUUGAGAAUGUGCACGGCUACGUGUCUCAUUCCCACAUCUCUCCUCUCAAGGCCAGCCCCGCCCCGGUCAUCGUCAACACAGACACUUUGGAGUCUGCUCCUUACGUCAAUGGAACAGAAAUUGAAUAUGAAUUUGAGGAAAUCACUCUAGAGCGGGGUAACUCUGGGUUGGGCUUCAGCAUUGCCGGAGGGACAGAUAACCCCCACAUCGGCGACGACCCCGGCAUCUUCAUCACUAAGAUCAUCCCGGGGGGAGCUGCAGCAGAGGAUGGACGCCUCAGAGUAAACGACUGCAUCCUGCGGGUGAACGAUGCCGACGUGUCUGAGGUGUGCCACAGCAAGGCGGUGGAGGCUCUGAAGGUGGCAGGCUCCAUCGUGAGGCUGUAUGUGCGGCGCCGCAGGCCGAUGCUGGAGACCAUCAUCGAGAUCAAACUCAUCAAAGGGCCCAAAGGGCUUGGCUUCAGUAUUGCAGGUGGCGUUGGAAACCAGCACAUCCCAGGAGACAACAGCAUUUAUGUCACCAAGAUCAUUGAUGGCGGUGCAGCUCAGAAGGACUGCAGACUACAAGUAGGGGACAGGCUGUUAAUGGUGAAUAACUACAGUCUGGAGGAAGUAUCUCAUGAAGAAGCUGUGGCCAUUUUGAAGAACACGUCGGACGUGGUCUACCUAAAGGUGGGAAAGCCCACCAAUGUCUACCUGUCAGAUCCCUAUGGGCCUCCUGAUAUCACACACUCAUUCUCUCCAGCCAUGGAAAGUCAUAUCUCCUCCCCCAUCAACAGUGGCACUCUGGAGUACAAGUCUGGCCUCCCCCCCAUCUCCCCUGGGAGUUAUUCCCCCCUCCCUAGGCACUUACUUGGGGAAGAGGAUAUAAACAGAAAUGCCUCGCUAGAUGACGGCGAGGGUCACAGGUUUGAUUCCCAGCACUUCCAGUUAAGGCCUCCUGAGCCAGUUUACAGCACUGUGAACAAACUAUGUGACAAAGCACCCUCCCCCCGACACUAUUCCCCAGUGGAGUGCGACAAAAGCCUCCUCCACUCCAGCCUCCUCCACUCCGCCCCCCUCCCAUAUCAGUUAAGCCUGUUCCCUGACUCGGACAUCACCAGGGAACCCAGGAAGGUUGUGCUGCACAAAGGCUCCACAGGCCUGGGCUUCAACAUUGUGGGCGGAGAAGACGGCGAGGGCAUCUUUGUGUCCUUCAUCCUGGCCGGAGGGCCUGCUGACCUGAGCGGAGAGCUGAGGAGAGGGGACCAGAUCUUAUCGGUCAAUGGGAUUGACCUCCGAGGAGCCACUCAUGAACAAGCAGCAGCGGCUCUGAAAGGGGCGGGGCAGGUGGUCACCAUCUUCGCCCAGUACAGACCAGAAGAGUACGGACGUUUUGAGGCCAAAAUCCAUGACCUGCGGGAACAGAUGAUGAACCACAGCAUGAGCUCUGGGUCAGGGUCUCUGCGGACCAAUCAAAAGAGGUCGCUUCAUGUGAGGGCACUGUUUGACUAUGAGAAGUCAAAGGACAGCGGCCUCCCCAGCCAGGGGCUCAGCUUCAAGUAUGGGGACAUCCUCCAUGUCAUCAACGCCUCCGAUGAUGAGUGGUGGCAGGCCCGCCGGGUCACCCCACAUGGAGACAGUGAGGAAAUGGGUGUCAUCCCCAGCAAGAGACGGGUGGAAAGGAAAGAGCGAGCGCGGCUAAAGACGGUGAAGUUCAACGCCAAGCCAGGCUCAUUUGAUUCCAAAGGGGACAUCCUGGGGAUAGGUGAUGAUGGGUAUGGGACAAAGACAUUCAGGAGUCAAGAGGAUGUGAUUCUCUCAUAUGAACCUGUGAUCCGGCAAGAAAUUAAUUAUGCCAGACCCGUCAUCAUCCUGGGACCGAUGAAGGACAGAAUCAACGAUGACCUGAUUUCAGAAUUCCCGGACAAGUUUGGAUCUUGUGUUCCACAUACCACUCGGCCGAAGAGGGACUACGAGGUGGACGGCAGAGACUACCACUUUGUGAUGUCCAGAGAGCAGAUGGAGAAGGACAUCCAGGAGCACAAGUUCAUCGAGGCGGGGCAGUACAACGAUAAUCUGUACGGGACCAGCGUCCAGUCUGUCAAAUAUGUGGCUGAAAGGGGUAAACACUGCAUUCUGGAUGUAUCUGGAAACGCCAUCAAGCGACUACAAGUAGCACAACUCUAUCCCAUCGCCAUCUUCAUAAAACCUAAGUCUAUUGAUACAUUAAUGGACAUGAACAAGAGACUGACAGAGGACCAGGCCAGGAAGACGUUUGACAGAGCUUUGAAGCUGGAGCAGGAGUUUGGUGAAUUCUUCACAGCCCUGGUUCAAGGAGACACCUUAGAGGACAUUUAUAACCACUGCAAACAGGUCAUAGAAGAACAUUCAGGACCCUAUAUCUGGAUCCCCUCAAAGGAGAAACUAUAAUAACUCCUCAGCCUGGAAUGGAGUCUGGACUGUUAGGAUUUAGUAAUAAGUUGUAACAUAUGAUAACUUCAUGGCGAUGAAUUGUCUUCAUAAAUUAUUAUUGUGUAUAUGUUACAUGUUCUAUUUUUGUUUUUUCACUCAUUUUUGUUUAUUGCUUCAUUUUUCACUCAACUUGAAUGUUCCUGAAUGUAUUCCACAAAUUGUUUUGUCUUGAAAUAUGAACCGUUAACAUAUUUCUUGAGUUUUAUUUAAACUAAAAGUAAGGAAUAAAUAUGGUCCUUUGUCCACAUCAGCACUGUGUGGAAAUGCAGACAAGAAGUUGGAGCUGGCACAGUGCACAUGUCAGGGCUUGGAUCAUAUAGAACAAAGUGUUCCCACACCCCCUCCACACUGCAGCAACUAGCAAAUAAUAAUCAUAUAUAGUUUGAUGUUUUUUCUCUGAUUUGCAUCUAUGAAGACAGCUUUACUUUGUGUGUGUUUACAUUGUUGUUUCUUCUUUGAAUGACUGUAUUUAUUUCUCUGACAUGACAUUGAGUAUGAGAGAGGAACAUGUUUUAUUCACUGUAAGACUUUCAUGUUUUUUUAUUUAGAAGCCUACAAUACUCACCACGCUGUUGCAUUGACAAUGCUUAAAGGGAGGAAGCUACUUUGGCACCUGAGAUCUAACACUAUAUUUUGCUACUUAAAUUGCUCGGGGCACAAAAGCACACAAUGAUUUAUUGUUGAAAAUAUAACUUUGAUUAAAAGGUCAUUCAAAGAGCA